CUUAAUUAGAAUUUCGAUGAAAUCAUUGAUUGACUCUUUGAGUGUUCAUGGCGAACGUUCCGCCGGCAGAUUAAAUGACCGUUGCCCGCGAUAGGCUAUGCUUGCUUUGAUAGCUAGCUAAGUAUAAUCGUAUCUAACUUUUAUCCCAUACCGAACACGACGCAUCAUGCUAUUGUUCGUACUGUAUUUGCUUGGAUAUCUUCGAAUGUACAUGUUGAAAUACUGCUUUAACCGUAUUGAAAACGAUGUUCAAACAUCGUUUUGAAACUUGUGAGGUGAGCCGUAAAGUCGACUUUUUGUUUGAGUAAACAUUUAAUGUGGUUCUGUUUCAACAAUCUUCAACAAUCAAUAAAAAAGAGGUUAAAGGUAAAUUCAAAUAGAAAUAGAUUAGACAAAGUGGACGAAUGUUUAACAAUGGAUAAAUGAAGCUCGAAUCGCUAAGGAAAACAGAAAUUCUUGCAAAGCAUAGACCCCAAACUAACGUUCUUUUACCAACUCGAUUGAAGCUGUAGUCGUGGUUCUUUACAUUGAAGACGCCAGCUGGUUAUCGCUAUGGGACAACGGAUCAUUGCUGACUUUCUGUUCGGUUCCUUCUCGCGUCGUCGCUUUUCGAACAGAAUGACACCAACCAACAAGCAAAAACGAGAAACGUUUUUGUCCGAACCCAUUAAGCAAACUCUUCUUCAACCACAGUUUAAUUUAGCGUCCCAUCCUACCGUCGCGCCACUAAGGGUGACCAGAGGGCCAGAAAAAACUACGACAUCCGAAACUAAGAUCAGUGUGUCUCAUUGGCGAAAGUUGACCACUUGCAUUUGGAAUUUCGUCCAUAAAUUCAGAGAUUAGUGAAAUAAAGAAUGGCCUGUCCUCAGAUACCUAAUUUUGUGAUGAAGGCGACGAUAGUUUUCGCAUCACUACAGCUGUUGUGCACAUUGUGCGGUGUUACCCCUUCAGUCUCUGGGGGAUAUGCGCGAGGAAGCAUUCAGCUCAAUAUGAAUACAUUUUACAAAAUUAUUCCGCGGUUUCCAGUUGUUUUCGUGAAGGUGGAUAAAGACUAUCCCCAUGGGGUAAACCAAACUCAGUUCGAAAAGCUAGUGGCUAUGCUUAACCAGGAUAAAGACACGAUACUCGCCGAAGUUGGCGUUCAGGAAUUCGGUGAAAAAGAGAACGCAGAUUUGGCAGCAGAAUUAGGGGUUCCUGACAAAAGCCAAUGGCCAAUCAUUUUCGUAUUCAAACGAAACCCGCAUCGUUGGAUAGCCAAAUACAAUGGUCGCUUCAACCUAAAUUAUCUUCGAAACUUCGUUAAUCAGCAUUCAGAAGUCGACUGGUCAUGUGCCGGAUGUGUACUUGAGAUGGAUCGAUUAGUACGGAGUCACCUUUUCGAGCAUCAUAUAUCUGCCAAUGAAAUGGUCCGGAGCGCACAGGACACCUUGGCCAAGACGGCCUCAAGGGAUUUAGGAAAAAGGAAUACAAUGCAGUAUUAUGUCAAAAUGAUGAAGAAGAUCAAUGAAAUCGGACAACCCGCUGUGGCAAUGGAAAGUGCCCGUCUCGUGCGACUUCUUCAGCAGAACUUAUCGCCGGAGAAGGAAAAGCUUUUUAAAGUUCGAACAGACAUAUUGUAUUUCUCUUUCAGUGGGAACCUCUGGAGGUAUCAGGAGGAGGAGGAGGAGGAAACUGCGACUUCAUCCGAUUUAAUGGCCAACCUGUCUACUAAAAAUGACAAUACUAGAGACGAACUUUAAUGGCUAAUGAUGGAAAUUCAAUAAAACAUUUUACAACAUACAGAGAUCGAUUAAAAUUCACUUAGCAACUCUUGACCUUCUUGCGCCAGCUCUGAAAAGCUUAAUAGAAUCCUCAGGCAUUGAUUUUUUUUUAACCUGAUUUACCCAUUGGACAUUUAACGCAUUGGUUUGUCUAAUUCACGCGUAUCUAAUGUGGUACGUUCGGUCGCUCAUCAGUUGAGUUUGUCUCACAACAUGUAAAAAGCAUCGAGCACCCGUCGCUGUAUGUUUGACUGGGGUGUAAGGGGUCUGUUGUCGUUAAGAGGAACUCUAUUGCUAUUCUACAAUAAUCGGUGGCUAUUCAUUAUUGUGGUUCGAUGUUAUUGGCGGAGCGAGUUGUUUUGUUGUCCAUGGUGACUAUUUUUGGAACUUGCAGUAGCUACUGAAUCGUCUCGUUGACAAAAUACCGAAGUUAACUAGCAUUCAAGGCUCACUGCCUCUAGUUGACGGUUUUUGUGUCUCUUGAAUCCCCGCUAAAAAAAAGAGAAAACCGUAUACAACCCUAUCAAAUACGCGAUGCAGAGACUACUGAAUUGUUUCAGUCGAAUGAAGUAAUAUUCAAGCCCGAAGCACAUUUCGAAAAUAACGUCAUUGUUUCAACUUGUAGAAAUUCGUUUUAGAUAGCCAUAUGGAUAGUGUCAAGUUCCACAUAGACGACUGAGAAAGCGUAAUUUGCGCUUGCUUCGCUUGAUCUAAAAUGCUUUUUUUUUUUGUGUUUUUCGUCCGAUAUUUUAACUGUUAGGCCUCACUUCAGACGGCUGGCUCCUGCCGGCACGGAACAGAAUGAGACAGUACCCGGUUACGUUCCGAUUUGAGCCUAGACCAUUACAUGUCCAUAAGUUCAGCAAGCCCACUGCCCUAUGACGAGCCGCUCUGCUUUGCAGAUUUUCACAAGAUUUUUCACAUGCAUAAACGAGCACGCCCGCCCCAGCAAUCUGGACUGAUAAAAAUAAGCGCAGCGAUUCUCGCUGUAACAUUUUUAAAGUGUCUUUCUGUUACUUUUUUUUUUUUCUAGCAAUAUACUCUCCCCACAGUAAUCGAUUGUUCCGUAAUUGCAACGUUACGCUAAGACUAUUACUAGUCGCAAAAAAAAUUGUACUUUGUACAACCUAAAUGUAAUUACGUGAAGUAUCUUACGCCUGCUUUUUUUCAAAUCUGAAGCGAACAGUGUGAAAACGAACUUGAUUUUUUUUAUUAAUCUGUGAAGUAUUUAGCACCUUCAUAGCUACAUUCUAUAAACUCCUUAAAAAAAAACUAGGCGGCGCAACAAAGAGGUCGAAAUUGAAGUGAAGAUUAGAAAUAAGGACACACAUGAUCGCAUCAGCUUUUAGGACAAGAAAAACCAUGCGUACCAAUAAACUAAUCGCUUACUACUAUCAUACCGCAGAAGCUAUCUAGAAGACUAACGAAGAAAAAUCCACGAAUCAUUUUUUUCAGUUAAUUUUAUAUUUACCAUCAGCUAUAAUAUAAGUGUAUAUAUCUUUACAAUAAGUUUACAAUAAUCUUCCACAAACCAUCAAGCCGAAUACGAUGAUUCUGUCAGCACAUUAUUAUAUGUGUCUAUAUCAGCAGUUGUCGCGGUCGCUAUUAUCUUUAUUGUAUCAGUGUUCCCGUUACAUCGUUGUAAUUAUGUGAAGCAGUGCGUGUUGAUAGGUUCUCCAUGUAUCAAGGCAGAUAUGUUCCUCGUACAUUUGACUGAGGGAAAGUCAGCCAUAUGAAUUAACUCAUCAUACCAUCAUGCUAAGUCUGUGUAAGCAAUGGACAAAGAAAGACCUUACUGAUUAAGCAAACCAGUGAAAAACCACGCAAGCGAUUGUGCGAACGAUUUAUGAUUGAGGUGAGCUGCUAGCACACAACAAUAGCCGAAAGUAAUUAACACUACUAGCUUUCAUAAUUGACUAUGUUACCGAUAUACUUGGCUAUUUGGGCUCGCUCAACGUGACAAACCGUAUCUCAAUGGCUGAACACGCGUUUCGAUUCCCCACCAAAAACAAGAGCGAAGUAUGUAGCUGAUUACGAAAUCUAGCACAUCUACUAGCAUUCAUUAUGAAAAUGAUUAUUUCGGUUAACUAUAACCAUCAGCGCUUCGAUAUCGGCGCGAACAAACGAUCCAAACGUAAAUCAGCACAAGGUGACGCUCGAAUUAUGUAGACUUGUUCCUUGACAGUCGCUUGUGCAACGUAUUUUCUUGAUUAUUUUUCACUGGCGUUGGAGAAUGAUUUUGCUACAGAAGGUAUCGAAAUUGUUGGUGAUGUUAGUUUUGACGUCGUAACAUGCCGGGAUAUGACAGAGGUCGCUGUCCAGUUAUCACAUGGGACUUACUUUAGACCCCAUUAAAUUUGUCCCUAAAGAUUCGUUUCCUUGUUGAAUGGUGUCCUGUUUUUGAUAAUUUGCCUUUUAUCCCCUAUGGGCCUUCACUUCCUUUGUAGCUUUUCUUUUUGGCCGUCACGUUCGAUUUUCAGUUCUUUGUCAGCCUACUUCGCAAGGACACACACCUUUUUUAGAGAGGGGACUUACCCUAAUCGUAUCUGCUUAGGCUCACCUGUUCGCAUUUCUCUUCGUCUCCCACCCUCUAUCUACAAAUAUACACGACCGCCCCAGGAGAGAGGUGGGGAAAUUUUACAGCAGUAUUCUCUACAUUUGACGCUGUCGCACCUCAUGCAUUGUUUAAGCCGUUUCCAUGAAACACUUUAGCCUUUCGAGCGGCUACGCUACUUCUCGUAACUUAAUAAUACAAUGUGCGGCAAGGAUACAUUUAUACGAUAUUAUCUAUCGAAAAGGGCACGAUCCAAUCUACACUAUAGUAAAUAUUACUGCAACCUUAAGAACCCGAUCCAGAUAGUAAGUAUAGCCUGUCGGAAGAAGUAAUCCUAUUUCCAAUUGAUUUUUUAAGUAUGAAGAAGAAAGGAAAGAGAACAUCAAGUGGACAUAAGAUUAAUUUGACUCUGACUUGUUUGUCUUUGCCUGUCAUUCUGUGUACAUCGGCAGUGAGCUAGUUAUGGUAGUGCCCACUAAACUCGGCUUGAAUCUUUCCGCGAGAAGCAACUAAAAUAGCUUAACAUUUUCUCCCUUAAGCUUGUACUCCUUCGUCGUUUUUUCUUAUUAUUUACUAUUAAUAUUAUUACAGCUGUUUCGCAUCGUUUUUUUACAAUAGAGGUAGAGGCUAUCCAUGGCACCUCAGCUUAACACUUACUCUGCCGCCUUGCCUCUUAUCAGUGUUCGUACCUUGUCUCUUUGAUACUAAACUCUAUAAUAUAUGGUACAAGAACUUACAAAUUUUACAGUAAACUUUUCUGCCUACCGUCUUAAUCGUCUGGCAAAAAGUGAUUUUAGCGUUGAGGUCACCUACCUCCGCGGACAUAAACCGUUCGCCGACUCAAGCAGUGGCCAACUAAAUGGGUAAUGCCCGUGCAAUGCUCUACGAAUCAAUUUCCUCGUUCGCUAGUGUGACGAUAUCCUUGUGAUAAGAUGGACUGUAUGAAGGCGAACAAUUUGAUUCGGCCCCGUAUUUAUACUUCCUACUAAUCCCAUUGAUGACUAUUACAAAAACUAGUAACAGAUCACUGAUAAGCUUACUCCAUCACUACUACUCAGACUCUCGUCGAGUGGCCAGCUUUUUCCCCAUUCGAGCGCACGGCGUACUGCUUGAGAGCUAAUGCGUUCUACGCAAUGUCCGACGUUUUCAGUUAUCCAACAUUUUAGUGUCAUUGUUCAGGAACUCGACCUGACUUUGUGUUGUAACGGUUGUUCAUGCUGUGUUUGGUUAUUGGUAUUGUUUUUUUUUUAUUACAGUUGUCCUACUUACUGGUCGUCCCGCUGAUCGACACUAGGCUUGCUCAUUUCAACUGGCACUAUCUACACGCGUCUCGCAACCAGCGAACCUCUAUACCACCGCGGCCGUUACUCACGUCAUCGUCCCGAUGUCGUACGACAUAUUUUAAUCCUGUUUAGAGUGUCGUUAUGCUUUUUGUUGCGUUCGUUUCGCCCUUGUUGUCCUUUGAGACACCUGCUGAUGUCGGCUUUUAUGUGUUAAACGAAUCGUAUCAUUAUAAUAUAUGAUUAGAAUCAUCUGUAUUCGCUUUAGUCCGCACACAGAAGAGCAGCUUUAAAAUAACUGCUGUUACUGCUAGUAGUCGUAAUAAUUAAUUAAGAUAAUCAUACAAUUA
Molecule: messenger RNA, 5944 nt
Organism: Varroa destructor (honeybee mite)
Lineage: Eukaryota; Metazoa; Arthropoda; Arachnida; Mesostigmata; Varroidae
Gene: wbl
Product: endoplasmic reticulum protein 29-like protein wbl
Biological process (GO): protein secretion
Cellular component (GO): endoplasmic reticulum lumen; endoplasmic reticulum
Source: RefSeq, a predicted model, not a curated record